CGUUAUAUCGAUUGAUCAAAUAAUGGACAAUAUUUCAGUUACCAAUGGAGCCAAUGAACAAACAGCUGCCACUCUUCAAUGGCUUCAACUAUACUUUUACGGUCGAUCCAGUGUUUCAAUAUCCCGGUGCUCUAUGUAUUCAAUGUACGGUGCAUUUUGUCAACAAAAUAACUAUCGACCCGUUUGUAAGGCAACUUUCGGCAAAUUAAUUCGUAUUCAAUUUCCAUUUGUCACAUCUAAACGUUUGGGUGCCAGAGGACAGUCUAAAUAUCAUUAUUAUGGUAUAGCACUCAAAGAUGACUAUCAUAUGAAAAGUCCUGAUGAUUGUCAUAAUGAUAAACCUCUUUCAAGAUUCUCGCGAAACGCGCGACUUCUUAACCCUAAUGACUAUCACGCGAUACUACACUCAUUGGUCUCAGUCGGAGACAUUCAUCACAUACCUCUCUAUCCUCUUAAUGACGAAAAACAGGUUUUUAUAAACAUAUAUAAAAUUCAUUGUCAAUGUAUUCUGGAUUCCGCUUUAGGACAUAAUUACUCUCAGGUUAGCAAACAAUUUAGUCAAUAA
This is a messenger RNA of Oppia nitens, 565 nucleotides long. RefSeq names its product DNA-binding protein RFX6-like. The coding region runs from base 23 to 565 and encodes 180 amino acids. Gene Ontology annotation, biological process: regulation of transcription by RNA polymerase II. Lineage: Eukaryota; Metazoa; Arthropoda; Arachnida; Sarcoptiformes; Oppiidae. The transcript has 4 exons. The record is from RefSeq and is a predicted model, not a curated record. Gene Ontology annotation, molecular function: DNA-binding transcription factor activity, RNA polymerase II-specific; RNA polymerase II cis-regulatory region sequence-specific DNA binding.